UGCCUUUCUGAGAAUUUGACAUCAUCUUUAGGUGAAAUUUCUGUCUCUAAUAGUACUCCACCAAUUAUACAAUGUCCAAAUGAUCCCAACAGCAUUCCACCCAUACCUGAAGAGAUCCAAUUUGAUAGCGUGAAUGAAGCCCCUUUACAAGUGGCAUCCUCAAGGUCAAAUGUAUUAAAUGAAGACACAAGUGUUGAUGAACCCAAUCUGCAGCCUAUAUUAUCAGCCGGAUCUUCCACGAACAAAGACACGUGCAAUAGACGUAUUCCAGAUAAAGCGCUGUCUAAAAUUUUUCAAAACGCUGCUCUUUUUCAUUCAUAUCCACUAGAAUCCAAUGACGAUAGCAAUGAAAAUCAAACGAAAGGUGGCGGUGGCUUAUUUGAUUGCUGGCCAACCGGUAACGACGACAGGCAACUAGAAUUACUUGAACAAACAUCAGUCAUUAGUCUCGAUCCUCUUGGAAUGUGUGGGCCCUCAGGUCCAUCUUCUUUAUUGGGCAUCACCGGUGGGGCUGCAUCAAAUAGUAGUCACGCGCCACACUCGGUCGGCAUACUGAUCGAUGAUCCCCUUUCAAUACCUCGAAGUCCCUUAUCCGUGCCUUCAAAUUGUUCUUAUCCAGCAACUCCUGGUCAGCAGGUUUCGGUAGUGUCUUGCCUGUCCAGCAUCAUAACUUCCCCUCUUGCAUCCUCCAACAAGCUUCCUGGACAAAAUAGUUCUCUUGGUCCUUCUCCCGGUACCGCUGGGGCCCGUCUUUUCGACUCUGACGACAUAAUAACUCCUGAUGAUCAGAAUAGAGUUGCUCCUAGAGGAUUAGCUGCCUAUUUGCCCAGGACUAAUUCGAAAACGCAUGCAAAUGUUGCCUCACCUCCAGAACAUAACGCAACUGCUGACUCUGAAGGCCACUUACACAAGUCUCCGGAUCAGCCAUUUCCCCUUUGUACUGAUCUAUGCAGCCUAAGUUCUCUCGGACUUUCAGGAAAAGUAGCAAAGGUUGGUCUUGCUGUCUCAUCCACUUCACCUGAUGGAAAGUUUACUAAAACUCGAUGGCUCGGGGGCAAGCCCAAAGGUGGAGGUCGUCGAAGGCGAAGCGAGUUAGAAGAUUUAAUGAAUUGGCAAGUUCGAGAUCCCUCUUCGAAGCCACAAGCAUUAGCUGCUGCUUUGACUGUUGAAAGUUCAUUCAUUACUGAAAAGCCCCUUGUACUAGAAAACAAAGAAUGUAUUAAUCAAAUCGCAAUUAAGGAGGACAUCAUUUCUCCCCAUCCUUUGCCUUCAGAACACCUGAAUCUUAAUGAUUUGCUUGGGGGAAAUCAUGGAGGCUUUACGGAAGCUCUUGGAGAACGAGUCAAACGACGGCGUCAGCAGAAAACAACAUGUCCUUCUAUUGAUUCACUUGAGCGAAAAGACCGGGAAUUUUCAAUGACUGAAGGAUGUCGGAAAUCACAAAAGCUGAAUCGUCAGAGAGGUCGUGGCCGUCCCCGUAAAGAUUUUAAGUCGGAACUAAAAAAUCGUCUCAUGAGCGAACUGGAUUCAGCUUCUCCAGGGUUCUCUGGGCACGAUAAAACAUUUGGAAAAGACAAAGAAACUCACUCAAUGAGUCAUUCUAUUAUUGAAUCCGAUGCUUUUCCUGUGUCCGAUAGCUUAGCCUCUUUCGCUUCGGAAUCAGGCCCCAGGAGCUGUUCUUCUUUUCACAUGGGCCUACAAAGAAAUAGGAAACGGCGCCAUCGUAAGCGUGUCGCCUCGCCUGCCUCAUCAGCUUCAUCUCUUUCCUCUCUUGUUUCAGACCAGACUGACUCCCCUUGCUAUAACGACUCAUGUGGCUCAUUAAGCCUCAGUCAGCGCUCAGGAAAAGUGUUAUCACGAGGCCGUAAAUGGAUGAAAAAGGUGGUUGUCGGAGAAGCCAGGGUUUGUGAGAUUGCUGCGCCAGAUUCGACGACUAGCUCUUCAUCUGAGGAAGCUGUCUCGGCGAAGCAUACACACUCUUGUUCAUUUCGAAAGUCCAUAUAUUCAAAUAAUAUGGAAAAAAGUAAAAGCACUCUUAAAGUCUGCCAUCAGAAUAAUCAUGACUGUAAAUUGGGGCUCGAUGUUCUGCCUUUUGAUCAGGCGCGAAAAAAUCAACGUCCGGCAUCUGAUAUGGUCUCAUCAACCUCUAUCUUUUCGUCAGAUGAGGGCCCUAUUAAAAGACCAAACAUGAGUAAAGCAGGAAAAGUCAAACAGACACGACCUUCUAAGGAAGAGGAUUCUAAUGACAGAAUUAAACAAGCGAGUCCCUUACAUGAUGGCGACAAUGUUUAUCAUAUUUCUGAACACGACAGUCUAGGAGUUAAUUACUCAAUUUCUCUGGAUACAUCAAUCCCCCUUCGAUUUGGAUACCAAUCACGCCCACCUAGGCUUAAGGAAAUCCGCGUACGUUCUUUUAACUAUUUUUGCCCAGACUGGCAAAUUGCCAGUUUAUAUUAA
Messenger RNA from Protopolystoma xenopodis, 2457 nucleotides. The record is from the annotation of a GenBank genome assembly. Lineage: Eukaryota; Metazoa; Platyhelminthes; Monogenea; Polystomatidea; Polystomatidae.